This is a messenger RNA of Harmonia axyridis, 565 nucleotides long. RefSeq lists its product as uncharacterized. Lineage: Eukaryota; Metazoa; Arthropoda; Insecta; Coleoptera; Coccinellidae. The transcript has 3 exons. The record is from RefSeq and is a predicted model, not a curated record. The coding region runs from base 110 to 520 and encodes 136 amino acids.
GCAAUUCCCGAUUCAAGGGUAGGCAGCGCCCUCUUCAGCAUGCUUUUUCGGCUAAAGGUAAGAUAUUGUAAACAAAAAUAUUUUGAGUGUUAUUUGUGAAGAAAGAAAUAUGAUGGACAAAGAAAAUAGUGUAUUCCUCAGUUUAACUGAAUAUUUCCGGUAUUUGGAAGCAACUCCAAAUAAUAGGAAUGUGAUAGAAGGAGAAGCGGUCUUGAAUGCCGGUCAUGUAAUUAUGUGUGGGAAUAUAGCAAAGCAAGCCUCUGACUUGGGGAAUUGUAAAUAUAUUAUAAAAGAGAAUAAUAAUUAUGAACUGAAAAAAAAACAUAAAUACUUUGCACAGGUGCAGGUGGGAAUUGCAAUCCUAAAUUUAGACAUUUGCCACUUUAUUAUUUAUUUUUCAAGCAAUAAUUCAUUCAUUGAAAUUAAGGUGCCCUUUGAUGAAGAAUACACAUAUAAUAUGUUAACUUCUUUGAAAAAAAAAUAUAUUGAGAAAAUGUUACACCAUAUUUGUAAUGAAUAAUUGAAAAAUUAAUAUAUUUUUUGAAAUAAAAUUCCAGUUAUUCUA